Molecule: messenger RNA, 1803 nt
Organism: Salvia splendens (bonfire salvia)
Lineage: Eukaryota; Viridiplantae; Streptophyta; Magnoliopsida; Lamiales; Lamiaceae
Exons: 3
Coding region: 605-1567 (320 amino acids)
Source: RefSeq, a predicted model, not a curated record
UGAGACAUUCCAAAAAGAUCGCUAAACUUAAUUGGGAUGGAGGCGGUAGGGAGUACCAAAAAAGGCCCUCCCUUAUUUUCCCGAAUACCUGUACUACACUUGGCUGCAAAUCUGAGAUGAAAUCCCACAUCACUCCACACUGCCACCAAUAGCAUUGCUUCUCCAAUUCAUCGGCGACGAGAUCUGUCAUUGACGACUGUUUCCCGACUAUCUGAAACCAGAAAUCGACCUACGCAGCCACCCUAUCUGUGUCUUUUUCUGUAUUCUGGAAAUUUCUCGAUUUAGGUUUUCUCAGCGAAGGAGUGGAAAUUCAGAUUCACAGUCGGUUUCGUCGUUUUCCGCCGGAACUUGUUGCCUCUGCUUCGCCGCGUUGCGUUGCGUUGCAGUUAUCCACUUGAAGUAAGAUUUCUUGCUCCAGAUUGUUUGAUUUCAGCGUAGUUAAUGAAGCUCCACAUUUAUCAGAUGUUGGAAGAAAUAAUGAGAAAAUGCAAAAUUGGAUUAGACACCACACUAGCUAUCUUGCUUUCAGAGAGUUUAAAAAUUUCGCAAAGCUUCUGGUCAGAGGCAAAAGGGUCCAAGAAAGCUGAGAUUCUCUGAUUGCCGGAUGGCACCGCUUCCGUCAAAGGGAGUGGUCAUUUCAGUUCCCACGCUAGUUCUAUCAGCUGCAGCUUUUGCGAUCCUCCUAUUCUUCUUGCUCUCAGCCAGCUCACCCGCCUCCGUUCCUUGCUCUUGCUCCACCCCGACUGGGGACCACAGCAGUAAGAUAAGUGGAGAGCAUGUUUCAACCUCAGCUGAGGACAUAGAUUGGUUGAAGAGUCGUGUCGAAGCGAAUGGAUUACAUAUGCAGCAGAACAUUCUACGUAAGGGCAUAAACCCGCGUACUCGUGAACAGCAGCUCCAGGAUCUUCUUCACUUCAAAGGCAUAUCUCACUAUGAAGGAGAAGAUGCUAAUAACCAUACUGCCCUCCCUUGUCCCGGUGAGCUGCUUGUAGAAGAACACCACAGCAAUUACGGGGAGCCUUGGGCAGGAGGAAGGGAUGUAUUUGAAUUUCUUGCAGAGUCUGCCCAUGUCACACCAAAUUCAAAAGUUCUUGAGAUCGGGUGUGGCACACUUCGUGUUGGCCUGCAUUUCAUACGGUACUUACAUCCAAAGCAUUACCAUUGUCUAGAAAGGGACGAGCUCUCUCUAAUGGCUGCACUGCGCUACGAGCUUCCAUCACAAGGCUUGCUGUAUAAGCGCCCUCUGAUUGUAAGAGGCGAAGACAUGGAUUUCAGUAAGUUUGGUUCUGAUACUGUGUACGAUUUGAUAUACGCUAGUGCUGUUUUCCUUCAUAUGCCCGACAAGCUCGUCUGGACAGGCCUGGAGCGGUUAGUGGGUCGCCUGAAGCCUCUAGAAGGUCGAAUCUUUGUCUCACAUAACGUCAAAUUCUGCUCUCGAUUGGGAAGUGAAGAAUGCACAAAAAGGAUGACUAAUCUGGGCCUAGAAUAUAAAGGCAAGCAUACACAUGAUAGUUUGCUCUUAAACCACUACGAGAUAUGGUUCGAGUUCAGGCGAUUUAAGGCUUAAUGUAGCAGGAGGUAUCGAUCCCUGAUUGUUCUUCCAUCCAUGGUGUGAAGCGAGCAGAAAGACUUGAUAAUAUGUACAUUAUUGCAGAGGAAUUUAGAACACUAUCCGGAGGUUCUGUUGAUGUUGAUCUUUUAUUACCCUUCUCAUUUUCCAGGUUUUAUGCAUUUAACCCUUAUUCAAUUGUACUUCUUCAAUAUACUAGUAUAUCUUUACCCAUUACCUCUAUUUCUUAAAAA